AUGGCAAAGAGUUCUCGGUCGAGCAGCAAAAAGUUCAACAACCAGCGCAAGGCUGCCAGCAUCUUCGGGCCCGCAGAACUUGCCAGACAAGAGCGUCUGUCGGCCAAGCUGCUCGAGCUGGCAAAGCAGGCCAAGCCCGAGCCUGCGGAGAUGAAGAUUGAUGAAGACGAGGGCGACAAUGCGCAAGAGAGAGACGAGCAGGCUGCAGAUGAGACCUCCAUGGAUGUGGACUCAAAGAAGCCGAGCAGACCGCAAAGCACCAAGAAGCGCAUCGAGAAGAAGCGGAAGAAGUCGAGCAUCACGUUCCCCAAGUACAGCGACAGACUAGCCGCCAGGAAGAAGAAGAAUGCGCCGAAGAAG
This is a messenger RNA of Trichoderma citrinoviride, 360 nucleotides long. RefSeq lists its product as hypothetical. Lineage: Eukaryota; Fungi; Ascomycota; Sordariomycetes; Hypocreales; Hypocreaceae. Gene Ontology annotation, cellular component: preribosome, large subunit precursor. The record is from RefSeq and is a predicted model, not a curated record. The transcript is spliced from 3 exons. The annotation marks the transcript as partial.